AUGCUUCUUAUGGCACAAACAAAAGUCGUCGAUGUGCGGGGUAAACCUCUCAGCCGAGGUACAGCUGAAGGAAUAGCUUAUGCCAAAUUUGAGGCCCACAAGUUUUCCUACAUCAACGUCACUGCUAUUGGCUCGGAUUAUGUUGGAAAGGGCAGCGAGUGUGGAUUUGCUUGUGUCAACAUUCCAUCGUGUUUUUCGUUUAACCUGGCUGCAUUUCACGAUAUCCAUGGCAAAGUUCUGUGUGAAUUACUUCUAUCGGAUCUGUACAACAACUCAGACAAGCUUGUCCCAAGUCAGAGGCACCAUCACUAUAGCAUCGCAUCUACAUGUUUCAAACGGCCUUGUCAGAACAAUGGGAAAUGUAUGGCACUGUACGAGAAGAACAGUUACGUGUGCGUUUGCGCGAAAGGAUACACAGGGGAACAUUGUGAAACGGAUAUUGACGAGUGCAGUGCUUCCAUCUGGCCCUUAUCUGGCCCGUAA
This is a messenger RNA of Pocillopora verrucosa, 483 nucleotides long. The record is from RefSeq and is a predicted model, not a curated record. Lineage: Eukaryota; Metazoa; Cnidaria; Anthozoa; Scleractinia; Pocilloporidae.